UGUAUGUUCUGUUUCCCCCAGUGUGAGACCAUGCUUCCAUCGAACAGUACAGUUAUUUAAAAGAGUUUGUAGUUGUAGAAUCCACCAGUAUAACAUUUACACCAAGGAAACAUGUCGGAAUUAAAGAUUAACAAAAAAUUCGCGGAAAAAUACGACAAGUACAGGCAGAAGGAAGAGCUGCAGAAAUUAAAGGACCGCUUUGGAGAUCAGGAAGAUGAAGGUUCCUUUGACUCUUCGGAUUCAGAGUCUGAUGAGAGUGAAGUGGAAUUUGAUCCCAAACUUGAGAGGGAUUUUUACCGGACUCUGUCCCUGCUGAAGAAGAAAGACCCGCAAAUAUAUCAGCAGGAUGCACGGUUCUAUGCAGAGCAGGGAUCCAGCUCAGGUAGUGAUGAGAAACCGUCUACUUCUAAAAAGGCUGUAAAACCAAUGUUUCUAAAAGACUAUGAGCGCAAAGUCAUCUUGGAGAGAGGAGGAAAGUAUGACGAUGAUGACGAUAGCGCUGAUGAAGAGGCUGCCAGGAUGAUGGAGGAGAGAGCUGCAUCUCCCAGCUACAUUCAAGAACAAAAGGAACUGAAAGCGAGCUUUCGGCAGUUUGUUCAUGAUAGCUGUGAUGAGGCCAGUGAUGACGAAGAGCUGCUAAAACGCAGGAACAAAACGAAAGAAGAGAAGGACAAAGAGGAGGCUGAUUAUGUGGAGUGGCUGAAAGGACAAGCAGUGUUAGAGGAAAAUGAUGAGGUUCAGGACAUGAAAUAUCUAAGAGAUUACUGGAACGACCCACAGCUGGAUGAUAAAGAGACAUUUUUACGAGACUACGUACUCAACAAAGGAUACCUGGAGGAGGAUGAGGAGGAGAAAAUUCCCACCUACAAUGAGCUCAUGCAGGAAGAUGUAGAAGACUCUGAGGAGGAAGGAGAAUCGUUUUUGCAGAAGCAAGAGGACUUUGAGAGGCAUUACAAUUUCCGUUUCGAAGAGCCCGAUGCUCAUCAGGUCAAGACCUACCCCCGCAACAUUGCCACCUCUGUCAGGAGCAAAGACGAAAGGAGAAAGAAUAAAAGGGAGGAGGUGAAGGAGAGAAAGCAAAAAGAAAAGGAACAGAAGCAGCAGCAACUAAAGGAGCUAAAGAACCUGAAACGAGCAGAGAUCAUGGACAAGCUGAAAAAAUUGCAGGAACUGACCGGAAACAAGGAGCUGGCCUUUAGCGAGGUGGACUUGGAAGGAGACUUUGAUCCCCAGCACCAUGACCAGCUCAUGCAGAAAUUUUUUGGUGAUGAAUACUACAAAGAGGAUGAUGAGCAGAAACCUCAGUUUGAUGAUGACGAUGAGUUGGAAGGACAUUGGAAUUGGGACACUUGGACAGGUGAAGAUGAGGAAGGCUAUGAAGAGGAGGAAGAGUAUGAAGCGGAAGAGGGGCAAUACGAGCCUACUUGCGAGGAUCCGGACUUUAUUAUGGAUGCAGAUUAUGACCCAAAUCAGCAGACUCUGUCUAAGAAGAAAAAAAAGAAACAGAAGGAGCAGCGGAAAAAAAAGACCGCAGAUGACGCCCCACUCAUGGGCAAAAAGAAAAGGAAAUCUCAUUUUGCUGAAAUCAUCACGCAGAGCAAACCAGUGUUCGAUCCACAGGAGAAGACAUUUGAGCAAUACCUGGAUGAAUACUACAAACUAGACUACGAAGACAUCGUAGAUGACCUUCCCUGCAGAUUCCGCUACCGACAGGUCGUCCCUAAUGACUUCGGCCUGACAACCGAUGAGAUCCUGGGAGCAGAUGAAAAAGAGUUGAAUCGCUGGUGCUCGCUGAAAAAGACCUGCAUGUACAGGUCAGAGAGGCAAGAGCUUUGUGACGUGAAGAAUUAUCAAAUCAAAGCACAGAACAUCAAUAAGAAGAAACAAGUGUUGGCUUCCGUGUAUGCUGAGAAUGAUGAGCAAUUUGGGGAGUCAAACACUAAGGUGAAAGUGGGUAAGAAGAGAAGGGAUCGCAUAAAGAAGACAGAGCUUGAGAAAGAGAAGAUUCCUGCGACGGAGGAGGAGCAGGAAAAGGAGCGCAUUCAGGAUGUAUCAGUAUCCGUCCCAGCAGAAAAUAUAGCAGCUCAAGCACUCGGGGACAUGGCUGAGGAGGAAGAGGAUGAUGCAUUGUUCCUGGUGCCUAAGAAAAAGAUGAAACUGGAAAAGACCUCAGAAACACACAGGACUGAAAAGCCAAAAAGGCCAAAGAAGAAUAACUGCCGUCCAGGUGGACGAGUGCUUUCUACGGCUUUGAAGGUGAAGAUGGGAGGCCGGGAGUUCAGCAGACAGAGACUGUUGGCCUACGGCCUGAAUCCCAAGAGGCUGCAUUUCAGGGAAUUUUACAGACAGAAAAGAAAAGAGAGAGAACAGAAAGAAAAGAAGGAAAAGCUUAAAAGCAAAGAGACAGAGUGAUGUAGUCUUAAUGCAUUUUAGAUUGUAACACGAGAACAAUUUAUGGUCUUGAUUGUCAUCAGGUUCAGCACUUGCUUAAAAAGUUAGGCAAGGAAACAUGACUAUCAGUGUACAGGAUUUUACAAGGAGUUAAACUAUAGCGAGGAUCAUGCUGUGUAUCUGUUUGUUUGUUUAAUAUAUUUUUUAUAUAUAUUAUCAAGUUUGAUUAGACUUGAUUAUUGUUUUAUCAUGAAUCAUAAACAUGGAUAUGGUAUUUUC
Messenger RNA from Clarias gariepinus (North African catfish), 2670 nucleotides. It is a transcript of the gene kri1, whose product is annotated as KRI1 homolog. The transcript has 19 exons. The record is from RefSeq and is a predicted model, not a curated record. Gene Ontology annotation, cellular component: 90S preribosome; nucleolus. NCBI's taxonomy places the organism in Eukaryota, Metazoa, Chordata, Actinopteri, Siluriformes, Clariidae. The coding region runs from base 112 to 2412 and encodes 766 amino acids. Gene Ontology annotation, biological process: endonucleolytic cleavage in ITS1 to separate SSU-rRNA from 5.8S rRNA and LSU-rRNA from tricistronic rRNA transcript (SSU-rRNA, 5.8S rRNA, LSU-rRNA).